Acanthosepion pharaonis is the source of this 972-nucleotide messenger RNA. The record is from the annotation of a GenBank genome assembly. NCBI's taxonomy places the organism in Eukaryota, Metazoa, Mollusca, Cephalopoda, Sepiida, Sepiidae.
AUGUCGACCACAGAAAGCUUUUUUAACUUUCCUAACAAAACUUUUACGUAUGAAGGAAGCAAAACGAUUCGUGGAACAGAAGCCGAAUCCUGGGUUGGCGUUCGUAACGGUUGGCCCCGGAAGUCAUCAAAGCAGUCUGUGUGGGAAUGGUAUUUCGCCAAGGAUUCAACUCUCGCUAUAACCGGAAGUUCCUUUGAACGUGCUACGCCAUUACAGUUUCGAGUCAGCCUGCCUGAGGAACAAAUUGACUAUGAUUUCAACAUUUACGCUUACACGAAAGAACAACCAGACCUUUCAGCCUAUGACGUCAGUGCAUGUUACUUAUUCCACAAAAGGGAAAAAUUUGGCAUGUCUAUCCCUCUUUUGUACAAGUUUUUCGUCGAAAGCAACGUUGUAAUGUUCAAAUUUUUUAUCAUUGUUUCAAUCACCAGAAACCUUGGUAUUUCUCCGCUGAGAAUUCAAAAUCUUGAUAUAGUUUUCGGUUAUGAGCUUAUUUUUAUAACCUUUGAACUGGUUGAUGUCGCACCCAUUGUGGGUGAUGUCGCCAAUCCAAGGAAAGAAGUCUCCUUGGAUACAGCAGUGAAGACGCUCACGGAAAAACUCAAAGACAACACACUUGAAGUUGAAAUUUUAAACGGAAAAGAGGUAUAUCAGAAUUUUUUCACUGCGGAAAAAUACCAUUUUUUCUAUCUAUCUAUCUAUCUAUCUAUCUAUGCUACUUUAUUUCUGUCUUUCAAUCCAUGUAUCUAUGUCAGUUUCUAUCUAUCUAUCUAUCUAUCUAUCUAUCUAUCUAUCUAUCUAUCUAUCUAUCUAACCAUGCCAUAUCGACAUGAUAAAAUACCAAAAAGCCCCUUCGAAAACCACGUACACUUCCAAAUCAAUGGCCGGACUCGGUGUGGUCAUGGUUUUAAUCGGCAUUUUGGUUGGCGUCUUUUUUGCCUACAAGUUUCUUUAAAUCAAAGUUUGGUGUAA